Scylla paramamosain (green mud crab) is the source of this 10175-nucleotide messenger RNA. RefSeq lists its product as uncharacterized. The transcript has 4 exons. The record is from RefSeq and is a predicted model, not a curated record. Bases 2278 to 3366 code for a protein of 362 amino acids. Lineage: Eukaryota; Metazoa; Arthropoda; Malacostraca; Decapoda; Portunidae.
AAAACUUUCUCAAGGGUAAGAGAAUAAAACUUUGAACAAUGUAAACACAGUGUGCAAAUCAACAGUCUUGGCCAUGGAAGAAAAACACUGAUGAUGAUGCUGAUAAUGAUAAUGAUGAUGAUGAUGAUGAUGAUGAUGAUAAAAUAUGGAAAAGGUACAGCGAUGACAACAAAAUACAAAGAAAACAAAGAACAAGAAGAAUAAGAACAAGAACAAGAAGAAAAAAAGAAUGAUGGAAACAACAUCCACCACCAACACAUCCACAACACCAACAACAACAACAACAACAACAACAACAACAACAACAACAACAUGAAAGUUAAGUGAAAGAUAACAAGACUGAAUGAAAAGUGAAGAACGAAGAGAGAGAGAGAGAGAGAGAGAGAGAGAGAGAGAGAGAGAGAGAGAGAGAGAGAGAGAGAGAGAGAGAGAGAGAGAGAGAGAGAGAGAGAGAGAGAGAGAGAGAGAGAGAGAGAGAGAGAUUGCUGAAUAAUGUAUGAAAGAACAAGAGAGUAGAUAAAUAAAUAUAUGUGAGAAGAAAGAUAUUAAUAACAGAGAAAUGAAAACAAAAUUAAAUUGGUUAACUUCCCUGCCACCACCACCACCACCACCAUGUCACCGCCACCAGCUUGAACUGCAGUCAAAGGGAGCGCCAUACAUAUGUUUAAUUUUUGGCAGGGCGAAUACUGGUGAUUUUUUUUUUUUUUUUUUUUUUUUUUUUUUUUUUUUUUUACCUCACCAGACUAGAAGAUUCUCGCGGCUUCCUGACAACGAGGUUUUCCCUAUCUGCCAAAAUACUAGUUGAUUAUCGACUUAUAGUUCAUUUGCUGAUAUGAUCCUCACUCUAUAUAACUCUCUGUUUCAUCUCCUUUUGAAAUAUUGCAUUCAAGCAUGGUGAUCAGCUCGAAGCAUGAAAACAAAAUCUGAGCCCACCGCACCGCUGCCCACGCCUGUGUGUACACUGUACUGUACAUGCCGCUCUGUGAUGCACAAGAGAGAGCUGUAUCCUGGAGGGAAGGAGGAGGGAUACCCAAUGGGGGGAACCCAAUCCCUGAUAUGUUCGUGGCAGAAACUGGAGAGGGCAGCACCGUCAACGCACAGCUCGAAGCAUGUACACAAAACCCGAGCCCAUCACAAUGCUGGCCACGCCUGUGUUCGUACAUACAUGCUGCUCUGUGAUGCCUCUCGCCUCUGUUGCUGUGUGGGGCAAGAAAAGCGGUACACUCCCAUGGGCUCAGCUGUAUUGAUUCCUCUGGGAUGCCAGACGGUAGGAUUUUUUUUUUUUUUUUUUUUUUUUUGUGGGGGGGAUAUUUUGGUCAUUAGCAGAAAAUACAAGUGUCUUGAAGCAAGUAAUUACUGAGCUGAUGCUGCCAGCCACUACUAUUGCUUGAUGAAUAAGAUACCGUGGUGUGUGUAAUAUUGCAUAUAACAGGAACGUCUUACAUGGCAAGAUAUCUAGCAUGUUCAAAUAAUUUCAAGUAAAAUGUGGUGUGAAAUACGAGUUAAAAUGUGUUUGCGGCCUUGUGACCUCGUCAUUACAACUAUUACUUGUUCUUGUCAAGAUGCCCAAACGAAAGUGUAAAUUCACUGCAGAGAUGCAGAACAAACUCCCGUGCUUCAAAAAAGGCAGGGAUGAGUGGGAAGCCGAGUGUUUGGUGUGUAAACCAGGAACAUUUGUCUCACUGGCACAUAAAGGCAUUAAUGACUUACAGUCACAUGUGAGCUCUGAGAAACAUAAGAGAGCAGUGCAAGAAGAGGGUUCAUCAAUGAAGAUGACACAUUAUUUUGUUAAACCAGGAAGUGAAGCUGAAGAUGUUAGUGCUGCAGAAGCUGCUUAUGCAUUUCACACUGUCAAACAUCACGGUAGUUUCUUAUCCAUGGAUUGUUCAUCUGUUUUGCUGAAAAAAAAAAAAAAAAAAACUUUUCCUGAUUGAGGUGGCAAGAAAGUUUUCUAGUGCUUGAACAAAGACAGCAGCUAUUAUAAAAGCUGUGCUUGCACCUCAUUCUGUUGAUGUUGCCUUAAAAAGCCUAAAAGAAAAUGAAGUAGUAUACUGUGGAAUUGCUACAGAUGGUAGCAAUCACGAUGCAUUAAAGCUGUUUCCUGUAAUUAUUCAGUACUUUGACUGGAAAAAUGGUGGUUUACAGUCAGAACUGAUUGAGUUUAAGAACACCCCAAAUGAGACUGCAGACACUAUUGCCAAAUAUGUGAAAGAAACCCUAGAUAAACAUGGGCUUACUAAAAAGUGUGUGGCAUUUACAGGUGACAACUGCAAUACAAUGUUUGGAGGAUUCAAACGUAACGAAGAAGGGAAUAAUGUGUUUGCAAAUCUGAAGAUGUUGGAAAAGUCAUUGAUUGGAGUAGGUUGCCCAGCACAUAUUCUGAAUAACUGUGUUCAUCAUGGAGCAGAAAGAAUGGAUAUUGAUAUUGAAAAUAUUAUCAAUAAGAUUUAUCAGCAUUUUCAUAUCUACACAGUUCGCUCUGAAAAACUAAAGGAGUAUUGUGAAUUUGCUGAGGUUGAGUACAGGAAGCUUCUCUCUCAUAGUAAGAGUCGUUGGCUGUCACUAUUUCCUGGCAUCACAAGGCUGAUAGAGAUGUUUCCUGCUCUUAAGUCCUUUCUUUCACAAGAGCAACCACCAACAGUAAUAAAAAAAUUCUUUGAAAAUGAAAUGAGUGAGAUUUACCUCUGGCACAUGCACUCUUUAAUGGCUGUAUUUCACACACACGUUCAAACAAUUGAAAAGGAAAGUAACUCUGUUGUAGAAGUGCUGACAAAUUUGGAGUCUGUGUGUAAAGUACUUGCACAAAGAAAGAACCAGCAUUUCAUGUCUUUAAAAGUUAAAGGACUAAUUACUCAGAAGCGCACAGAAGGAAAAGAAGAAGAGUGUAACAGGUUCUGUGUUGAAGUAGUUAACCUGUACAACAGAUGCUCAGAGUACUUAGCUAAGUGGAUGAAACCACUGGAAGAGUUCUCUUGUUUCAAGUGGAUGGUCUUGAGUGAAAUGCCAAACUGGACUGAUGUGGAACCUUGUGUUGUAUACUUGAUAGACAAGGGAAUAGAGCUUGAUGAUGUAAAGUGCUUUGACCAAGUUUGUAACUUGAGGCAGUUUGUAGAAAGGAACAAGAAUGAUGAAGACUUCAGUAAAUUACCAGCACAUAAAAAAUGGACCAGAUACUUUGAAGCAUCAAAGAAUAUUGAAUGCCACUCAGAACUGCUCAGAAUUGCACAAUUCUUUUUUGCUGUAACAUCCCACAAUGCUAAUGUGGAGCGAGUCUUUUCGCUGAUGCAAAGUCAGCGGACGAAGGAAAGGAACAAGCUGAGUGUUGAUACAAUGAAAGGUAUUCUGACUGUACAGUACAACUACUGAGAGACCUCUUGCGUUGACUUCCUCAACUUUUUAAAGUCCAACAAGGAACUACUUAAAAAUAUAAGAUCUACAGAAAAAUAUGUAUCGGCACAUCAAGCAACACACGCAGUGGUUGAAGAAGAGUUAGAAGACACCAACUAAGCUAAGUGGAAAAACGGAAUUCAAGAUUAUCAGCCAUAUGCAAAGGUGAUUGCAGUGGCUCCAAGUCUUGGGAAAACCAUGUGUGGAGCACAAGCAGUCUGUCCACACUGAAAAUUUUGAGCUCAAGCAUACCAGCAGCACAACACAUCUGCUGAACAAUGCAGCUCCAAUUCCUGCAGAUAAACGAACUUCAGGCACAUACCACAGAGCAUUUCUGUGACUACACAACUGUGUUAUAACUGACUGAAUUGUGGUAAAGUGGCUUACAGCAGGAAAGGAAACACAACCGGCACAUCUGAGUCAAGCAUGUUAACCGAUGUGAUGAGCAAUGUGAACAAGUAUUUUAAGAUGUUUUUGGCAAGGAAAAGAUGUGGUGGGAAUAAUGACUGUAUAUAAGGUUUAUAAUUACUGUUAAUCACUUACUUGAAGAGGACAGUUGUUGUGGGUAUGGGAAAAGUGUAAGAUGGCACAGGUGAGAUAGAAAGAGAAAAGUUGUUAACCUAUUCUGUUACUAACAGAGGUAAUAGCAUUACUCAAGAAAAUAAAUGCAUAUACUAGUAUGCUAAUAAUGACACAAAGUUAUGCUAAUAUAUUCCAUAUUUCCAUAUUUACAGGGACACCAUCCACACCACCCAAGACAGUCCAGCAAUCUGGAAGGAAGACCAGCACAAUACCACAGCAAUUGAUGCAAAGAGCAGCAGAUUUCCUGCCUCCCAGGAUGUUGUAAUUUUUCACUGGACAUCAAUGAUAUGCUUUGAUUAGUGUGACAGUGGAGGACGAGGAGGAAGAGGAGGAGGCAGCUUGCUGUAGCAGUAUAUUAUCACAGUCCUAAAAGGAUUACAGUAAGCACUGCAUUUCUCGUUGAGAAACAUUUUGUUAGCAGGAGCAACAAACUCUGGCAGUCCUGUAAAGGAAGUUACUUUAAGGCAAUAUAUCUCAUGUAAUGAGUAUCAUCAAAGAUUUGUUUAAUUUUUACCAGGUUUCUGAUUCCAUUAUUGGAGGCAAGGAUACUAGUGAACAUGACAAAAGUUUGAAACUUGGAAACCAUGCAUUUUUGUUUGUGAUUAAAGAACUGAGAAAUGGAAAUUUUUUAGGUUAUUCCUUUUAUCUGGGAAAGACUGAUAUUAUGCAGAGUGUGAGAAUGAUGACAUGUUCAUUAGGCUUAAGACAUUGAUACUUAAGUAACUGCACUUUUUUUUUCUUCCUCUGACCAAGAGGGAAUACAAUGUUCUUCUCUUGGAACCUUGACAUGUUUGCCGUCAAUGGUAAAUGGAUCCAUUUCUCGGAUGAUUCACCGAAGCUUUUGAAGAGACUCGGUAACACUAUUGUGAAGGAGAAAAGUAAAGUACAUACAGGGUAAUGUAAUUAAAUGAUGAACGUUUAAUUUUCAAUGAUCAUCAGCUUAAAAAUAUGAGACUUGCUCCUAACUGGUAAAUUCAACAUGUGUAGGAUUUUCAAGUAAUGAACAGAAUAGACACACAUUCCAUGGUAGGCUUACUGCCACAAGAAGCUGUCCUUAUUGCAGUAUAGGCAUGUAUAUCAGGUGCAUAGAUCCUUUUCAUUAUUGAAAUAGUUUAGUUACUCUUCAUUUUGAUGAUGUUUAUUGCUAAAUCUUGUAAAAUUUGCAAGGAAUGCAAGAACACCAUGGAAACUGUGCCAUUCACACACUGUAACAAGACAGCACUUCAGGUGCUGUGGCACAACUGGUCUUUGUUCAGUUCCCUUACCUUAGUUAUUAAUUAGAUGAACCAUACUUCCUUGACAAGACCACACUUCCUUGACAAGAUUAAGACUUGGAUUACCCACUGACUUCAGUUCCUAACUCUAAAUUUGAAGAUACAGUGAUGGCAUCAGACUACUUCUACCUCAUAAUCUUUUCCAUGUAACUGAUUGUGCCUGAAGAAGAUUUUUGAGCCUCAUGAAUGUCAAAUGACAAGGAUAUUUUGUCAGAUACCAGCCAUCAGUUAGACAGCAGCAGUGAGGCAGAUUAGAUUUAUGAUUUUACGUGGCCUUUUCACUUCCCAAUGAGGAAAAAAAAGUGUAUUUUCUUUACCAGUCAUAAGUUUGUGUUGCCUUUGCAUGUGUUUCAACAACUAACCAAAAGCUUUAGUUUAAUGAAACUUCGAGUAUUUUAUAUCCUUAAAUAGGAAAUGGGAAGAAAUAAACAUGAAAAGUUGAAUAGUAAAUUUGCAUACAGUACACAGAUAUGCCCACAAAAUUUCUUUCUAGUUCUUUUUGUUUUUUUCACUGUAUUCUUGCAAAAAUUCUGCUCUUGUCCUACUGUCUCACUGCAUGUCCCAUGUCCAAGCUCAGGAUGCUGUAUUUUAUCCUGCAUAUAAUGUUUCAUCAGGUUUGUGCUCUUUUUUACAGCAUAUGCAAAAAUUAUUUAAAUUCUGCAUGUUUACUUUGUGGUGACAUAAAUGCUUCUCUUCUCUGAAAUUUUCUUUGGCUAGCUACAUGUUAUUAACAAUAUAUCUUUAGCUGCCAUAUGCCCACUGUAUAUCCUUACUUUAGUGUUGUUGUUGUUGUUGUUGUUGUUGUUGUAUGCAGUUCUGAGUUGCCAUGUCAUUUGUUCUGAUAUGGAAGUCUUUGUGUUCUCUGUUAGGUGGUGUAGCCUUGCUAUGUUGACUCUGUUACCUCCUGAUGUACAUUCAAAAAGUCGAUAUGGGUAGAUAUUAAGGAAGGAUCACAGUCAGCAGUACUGGGAGUAGUGUACAGUCCACCAAACAGUACAAAGGAAAUUAACACCUCACUGUGGCAGGAAAUAAAUAGAGCAGGAAGGUACAGUCUGGUAUGUGUGAUAGGAGAUUUUAAUUUUAGGAAUAUCAACUGGAGCCUGAUGGUGGGUAACAAGGAAUCAGAGGAAUUUCUUAAGGUAACUCAGAAUAAUUUUUUAAAACAGGUAGUCGUUGAACCCACAAGGGGGAACAAUAUUAUACUAACAGGGAGAAAGCAGUCAUGCAGAUAGAGGUUGGAAGGCAGCUAGGUAACAGUGACCAUUAGGAAAUUAGGUACAAAUUAAAAUGGGAAGAAACUUUUAGAAGCAAAAACACUAUUAAAAUACCUGACUUUAGGAGAGGAGUUGACUGGCAACAGAUGCAGAGUGAGGUCAGGUCUGGGACAGAGUUGAGAGAGAUAAGGCAGGAUGAGAGAGGUGAGGUGAGGUAUGAGGGUGCAGGACAAGAGGAGGGAAGAUGUGUCCAGAAGGGGCUGAGGAGAGAGAGAGAGAGAGGGUGAGAUAGAUGUGAGUAUGUUGGAGGGUCAGGUCAUACUGAAAUGGGAGAAGUGAGGUCGAGGUGAGUAGAUGAGGGAGUAGAGAGGAUGGAAGGGGCCAAAAUGAGGGAAUUAGGUGAAGUAAAUGUAAAUGAGUUGUAUAAAUAUUUUGUAGACAAACUGCAUAUAGGACAGUUAGCAAACAUCCCGUAUAAAGCAAUAAGAUCACAAAAAAAAUUACCCUAAAUGGAUGACUACUAGGUUAAAACAUUAUACAGGAUGGAAGAGAAGUAUAUAUAAGAGAUUAAGGGUAGGUGAAGAGGUUUCAGGACCACAAUGUAAUGAAUUAGUUAUAAGUCAGGAGGUUACCAAGGGCAAUUAUGAAUUAAAGGUAGCCAGCCAGGUGAAGACAGACCCCAGGGGAUUUUAUCAGGUAUACAGGACGAAGAAUAAAGAUACUAUAGGUCCACUAGAGGCAGCACAUGGGGUGCUGGUUAGUUCUGGGGAGAAGAUAUUAAAAUUCUGAAUGAGUAUUUUUUGACUGUCUUCACCCAGGAAAACAUGCAGGAUAUGCCAAAUUGUGAACAGAUGUUUAAAGCAGAUGAGAAUGAGAAGCUGAUAGAUAUUUUCAUAACUAAGGAGAUAGUGGAACAGGAGAUAGAUAAGCUAAAAAGUUCAAGACACCAGGACCAGAUGAAAUAUGUGCCAGAGUACUUAAGGAAUGCAGAGGUUAUUAGUGAGCCAUUAGUCUCUGGCUUUAGGAAAUCACUUGAGUCAGGUGAGGUACCAGUAAUGUGGAGGCAGGCUAAUGUAGUACCCAUCUUUAAGAAAGGAGUUAAAACUUUACCAUCUAAUUAUAGACCUGUCAGCUUAACUUCAGUUGUGGGUAAAAUAUUGGAGUCAAUAAUAGCGAGGAACAUAAAGGAGUAUUUAGACAAACAUAACUUGAUAAAUCAGUCACAGCACAGCUUCAUGAAGGAGAAGUCUUGCCCGACGAACUUGUUAAGUUUUUACAGUAAAGUGUACAAGGCAGUAGAUAAUGGUGAUAGUUACGACAGCUUAUAUCUGAACUUUAGUAAAGCUUUUGACAAGGUACCCCACCAGAGGCUCCUAAGAAAGGUUAGGGCACACAGGAUAGAUAGGAAGGUGUUAGGCUGGAUAAGGUCAUGGCUAAGCGACAGGUGACAAAGAGUUGUAAUAAAUGGCUCUAAAUCCAAGUGAGGUCAUGUAAUUAGUGGGAUGCCACAGGGAUCAGUAUUAGGGCCACUGUUGUUUUUAAUAUAUAUCAAUGACUUGGAUAGUGGAAUUAGUAGUGAUCUUAGUAAAUUUGCAGGCAAAGAUUGGUAGAUUAAUUAUGUCAGAAUCAGAUGCCAUCUACUUGCAGGCAGAUUUAGAUAGGAUGAAUGAAUGGAUGGACAGAUGGCAAAUGCAGUUUAUCAACAAAUACAAAGUACUUAGCAUAGGUAGAGGAAACCCACACAGUAGGUACACAAUAAACAACGAAACUCUGGUAGGUUCAGGGUACGAAAAAUAUUUAGGAGUUAUAGUUAGCUCUGAAUUCCGUCUAGGAAAGCAAUGCAGAGGCCAGAAACAGGGAAAAUAGAAUAUUUGGAUUAAUUUUUAGGAGUGUUAAAAGUAGAAAGCCUGAAGUUAUUAAAUUAAAGUUAUAUUUGGCGCUGGUCAGACCUCAUCUAGACUACACUGUGCAGUUCUGGUCCCCACAUUACAGGAAAGAUAUAGGUCUAUUAGAAUCAGUACAGAGGAGAAUGACUAAAAGGAUACAGGGGAUGAAGAGUAUUCCUUACGAUGCAAGAUUAAAGUUGUUAAAUUUACAUUCUUUUAGAGAGACGUGGGUUAAGAGGGGACCUGAUAGAAGUCUUUAAGUGGUAUAAGGGUUAUAACAAGGGGGAUGUAAGCAAAAUUCUUAGGAUCAGCAACCAGGAUAGAACAAGAAAUAAUGGGUUCAAGCUUCAAAAAUUUUGGUUUAAGAAAGAGAUAGGAAGAAAUUGGUUCCCAAAUAGAGUGGUAAAUGAGUGGAAAAGACUCAGUAAUCAUGUUGUUAGUGCUAAGACAUUAGGGAGCUUUAAGAGAAGAUUAGACAGGUUUAUGGAUGAGGAUGAUAGGUGGAAAUAGGUACAUUUCAUACAGGGACUGCCACGUGUAAGCCUGAUCACUUCUUGCAGCUUCCCUUAUUUCUUAUGUUCUUAAUAUUGCAAUGUCUCUUGGUGUUGCUGUAUAUUAUAUAUGUAUGCUAUAGGAUAGUGAUGACUUUUGUGUGAUCUCUUAAUGCAACUAACCAUGUGUUCUGUCUUGUAAGGCAUUAGUGUUUGAUAAACACCUUGAUGUUGCCAAAUGUCUGUGCAGGUGUGGAAAAAAAAAAUGCCUCUUAUGAAUGCUGCUGUCUUUCAUAGUAACACCUUGGUUUUAUUUUCUGCCCUGUGUUACACAUCUAGUGUGUCUUGUACUGUUUUUCGUGCUUUAUACGCAGCACAUACUUGCUAAAAUUUCAGAAUACCUGCUGUUAUGCUACUAAUAUAAAUAAAACAUUAAUAGUAUAUCCUCAAGUUAUUUGUUAUUCACCUAUUACAACUACUAAAAAUGAAAAUACAAUUAUUUUUGAGAGCAUUCACAUGUGGCCUACAGUACCUGGCAGCUGUCAAUCAAUAUCUUGAUCUGAAAGGUUCUGGAUAAAAGAAUUUAAUACAUUCUGUUCAUCAUUAUAAAUUAUGCUUAAAGUUGGGGCUUGAAUUUUCGAUGUUUGGACGUAAAUAACACGAAGUUAACUACUUAGGGAAGAAAUACGUAAUAAAAAAGAGAAUAAGAUGUGUUACAAAAAUAAAAGCUGCAACACAAGAAACUCUCAGCAGCUUCAUCUCGUCACGCAGUAUUCUGUACGUGAGUCGCACUGAGCCACGAUCAUUCCAAUUUGAAAAUCUUGUUCUUUGCACCAAACGGAAUAUAUGCACUACAUUUACUCGUACUCUAAUGAAACUCUAACACACACACACACACACACACACGUGCCCACAACCCAGCCGACAGGGAGGGCGCAUCAGGAAGGCAUGGGUGGUGGGGGUGCCUGGCCAUAAAUACGUGUUUUAUCCUCCAUGAACUGUGUGGAGCCCCGGCUCAUCAUCACUAUUAUCUGUGACUGCACCCUCACUGUGGCCAUUCAUUCAAACGCAGUCCAUCAGUUCCCUAAUUUUCAGUCAUGGUAGUAGUAUCGCCAUGAAAGCUUCACUGAUCAUCACAAGUCACAUUCCACGUUUCCAUCAUGCAUAUCAACCCUCGGAAACUACGAUAUGGGAUAUGAAACUUUGUGGCCUGGUCAUACAGUACUCAAGACCGCGAGAGGCUGCCGCCAUGACAGCCUGACCCUCCCGCCGCAUCCCAUGAUUCCACAGCACAGCACACUGCACACGUCACUGCCUCGUCCUCACCCUGGCCAGGAGUGC